This is a messenger RNA of Danaus chrysippus (African queen), 1203 nucleotides long. Lineage: Eukaryota; Metazoa; Arthropoda; Insecta; Lepidoptera; Nymphalidae. The record is from the annotation of a GenBank genome assembly.
AUGUCACGUAAGAGAUCUCGAAUAACUAAAGAAGAAAUGAGUUCUAUAUUGGAGUCCGAAGGCGGUGAAGGACGAAAUGGUAGCGACACUAGUUUUGGAAGCAACAGUUUACUAAUUUGUGAAACACAGUCACUUAGACACGCGGCGCCCUUCAGCACAGAUCCGAUAGCUGUUGCUGAACGCGAAAGAUGUUCGUACGGCAGGAUACCGAGGGCUCAGGCUGUGGCCGGUACAGCUCCUAGGAAGGUCAGGGUGUACUCUGAUGGAAUCUACGAUAUGUUCCACCAGGGACAUGCGAGGCAACUGCAGCAGGCGAAGACUGUCUUCCCUAAUGUGUAUCUCAUUGUUGGAGUGUGCAACGACAAACUAACACACAGCCGCAAGGGUCGGACAGUAAUGACUGAGGAGGAGAGGUACGAGGCUGUGAGACACUGCAGAUAUGUUGAUGAGGUGGUUUGCGACGCCCCCUGGGAGUACGACGAGGCGUUUCUGGAGAAGCACAAGAUAGAUUUCCUGGCGCACGACGACAUCCCUUACACCACCGAGGACUGUGAAGACACGUACGCCAUGAUCAAGGCAAAGGACAUGUUCGUGGCCACGGAAAGGACAGAAGGCGUGUCGACAUCAGACAUAGUAGCCCGCAUAGUCCGCGACUACGACAUCUACGUGAGACGGAACCUGGCACGCGGAUAUUCCGCAAAGGAGCUGAACGUGUCCUUCCUCAAUGAGAAGAAGUUCCGCUUACAGAAUAAGAUGGACGAACUCAAGGACAAGGGGAAAAAGGUGAUGACGAAUAUAGGUGAAAAACGUGUGGAUAUCUUAACCAAGUGGGAGGAGAAGUCUCGGGAGCUGAUUGAUGCUUUCCUCCUGUUGUUCGGACCAGAUGGCAGGUUGUCCAGUAUCUGGAACGAGUCCAAGGGCCGUCUGAUGCAGGCUCUGUCACAACCACCCUCACCGCACUCCUCAUCACCGCCCAGCGAGAACGGAGACCACUCACACUCACCAUCUCCUGAACCUGAACACAGAGGGUCGGCCUCGCCCCCACCACCUAAAUCUCGUCGGUGUGAUCUGUUGUGGGAGGAGCAAGCAGAUGCAUCGAGCUUUGACCGUGCUGAGUUCUCGGAAGAGGCCGCACAGCGCCAGUUGACGGACGACGGCUCGGACAGCGACGACGACUACCAGGACACCAGCCCUUAUCUAUAA